Molecule: messenger RNA, 3461 nt
Organism: Clarias gariepinus (North African catfish)
Lineage: Eukaryota; Metazoa; Chordata; Actinopteri; Siluriformes; Clariidae
Gene: mpv17l2
Product: MPV17 mitochondrial inner membrane protein like 2
Exons: 5
Coding region: 127-762 (211 amino acids)
Biological process (GO): mitochondrial ribosome assembly
Cellular component (GO): membrane; cytoplasm
Source: RefSeq, a predicted model, not a curated record
AGAUGUUAAGACACGAUCCGGACUAUGUUGUGUAUACAGUUCGUGUUUUAAAAGUUUUUGCGAGGUGAAUUUUUUUCAUAUUUUUAAUGUUUUAUUAUAAAUGAUUUUUUACAUUUCGGUCUAGUCAUGAUACCUCAGAGUAAGAGCUUCCUCGUGCGGAUAGCUUUCUACUGGAAGCCGCUUUUUUCAGGGAAAUACCUGUUAGUGACUAACAUUGUCAGCAGUGGAGGCAUGCUCGCGGUUGGGGACUGCAUUCAGCAGACCAGAGAGAGGAGACAAACACCGGCUAAGACCAGGGACUGGCAGCGCACAGGGCGAAUGUUUGCAGUUGGAUGUACCAUGGGACCGUUUCUGCACUACUGGUAUCAGUGGUUGGACAGGGUUUAUUCUGGAAGAAUCAUAAAGACUGUUGCUAAGAAAGUCUUGAUAGACCAGCUUGUUGCCUCACCACUUUUUGGAGCAUGGUACUUCAUAGGUAUGGGCAUGAUGGAGGGUCAUGGCUUGCUCCAUGGCUGCUCUGAGUUUAAAGAGAAAUUCUGGGAGUUCUAUAGGGCGGACUGGUGUGUCUGGCCAACUGCACAGGUGUUCAACUUCUACUUCUUGCCAGCUAAGUUUCGGGUGUUGUACGUAAAUACAGUUACACUUGGAUGGGACACUUACCUCUCAUAUCUCAAGCACAGGGAUGACCAGCAAAUUGAUGUACAGCCAGAGGACUCAUCAAUGUCUCCUCCCUCAAGCAAACCACUGGAUGAUAAACUAUAGGGCCCCACCAAUGUGAGCUUAAAUUUCAUAUUUCAGAUAUUCUUACUUAACUCUUAAAAUACUUUAGCCUUUAAUUGAAUAAAUAAAUUAUUUAACUCCAUAAUUCUAUUCAAGGUGUCAGUGUAAACAAGUUCAUACACAUGUACUGAGCCUUAUCAGGUGUUCUCAAAACAUUUCUAGAUAUGGUCACAUUUUUACUAGUGAAGGAAAUUAUACCUGUUUUCAGUGUCAUUUAGGGCAGCUUGCGAAUGAUACACGCUGGCCACUUUAUUAGGAACUAGUGGGUAGCACAUACUCAGCUCUCAGGCCUUAGGUUUUCUUUGCAUGAACUCCAGAAGAUGUUGGAAGUAUUCCUUUGAGAUUGCGGUCCAUGUUGACAUGAUUAUAAAAUAUAAAUGGUGCAUUUAUAUGGUUUCAUUUGCAAUUUCAUGUUGUGAAUCCCUUCUGCCAAAUCCUAAAAGUGUUAUCCAAGAUCCAAGAAACCAGUUUCACCAGAUAACAAUGUGACAUGAUGAAUUAUCAUGCUGGAAGCAGCAUUAUGAGUUGAGUAAACUUUAGCCCAUGAAGUCAGAGGUAGAUUGCACAUAUGUGUACAUUCAUCCAUGUUUAUAUCAACUUGGACAUUUUAGCAGUUUAGAAGCUGUUGCGUUUGGCUGAGACCCUGCCACUGUAGCUUUAUAUUCUUGUUUGACUUUGUCAACUUCGGCUGCUGUAGAAUCCACAUCAAGGUUAAAUAUGAUGUGCAUACCGAAAUGCUUUCUUUUUCAUCACAGUUGCAAAGAGCAGAUAUUGAAGGUAAUGUAGCCUUUCUGUCAUAUUGAACACCUCUCUCCACAACAAUAUGUUUCUGCCCGAGAACUGCCAGUCAUUAGUUUUUUUGGUUGGUGGUUGUUUGCACCAUUUUAUGAAUCUCUUUUUUCUAAAGUAUUCAAACAAGUCAAUGAGGUUCCAACAAGCACACCACAGUUAACAUCACUGAAGUCUUUUACCCUAUUCCCAUAUUUGAUCUGUCUUGCUUCUUGAACAGUAUCUGCACAUAAUUGCUGCAUGACAAGAGUACAGGUGUUCCUAAUUAAGUGGCCAGCAAAUUUAUUUGUCUACAUGCAAAAAAGCAGUGCAGUGGAUUGUUCUGAUGCUGCCUUAUACACAUAGUUGAGAGUCAAACACCCCUUACCAUUCAGACUACUGAACAACAUAGAUGUUUGCACUAGACAUUUUGAUUAAAUCACACUGUGAGAGUAGCAGCAUUGGCAACAUCCACAAAAAUUAAAUUAAUGUUUGAACAUUAAAUAAAAACAGUCCAUUUGCAGACUGUAUAUACACUAAUGCUGUGUACAGUAUUAAAACUCGAGAUGGCGAAUCCCCUUUUAUAGAAGUCUAAAUCAUAUCACUUGUUCUCUGGUACUGAGAGUGUAAAAUGAAUCAAACUGUUAAAAAGCUGUGAUUUUUUUUUUUUUUUUUUUUACUAUUUAACAUUUGAAUUGUAAAAUCAUAUUCCAUGCUCAAUGAGCUUUGUCUGAAGUGUAGUUCUGUUACACUGUGCAAUUUUAAGGAAUUUCUCGGUUACCUGUAACACUCCACAACUGUCAGUUUUUUCAGGGAUUUUUGCAAAUCCUUGCUGAUUUUUUAACAAUCAUUCCUUUAUUACAGUUGACAAAACAGUUACAUAAAUUGUUAGUGUAAAGUAGUAUUUUCGAAGAUUUGUGUGCAAAUGAUUUAUUUUUUGCAAAUGGCUGUUUUUUCAUGUUUUUGCUUCUAUUUGUCUCCUUUGCCUUAAUUUAUACAAUGUUUACACCUUCACUUUAUUCAAUUAUCCAAUCAGCCUUUCAGACACUGAUCAAGAACUUCAGUUAAUGGUUACAUCAUACACCAUAACAGAAAAAAAGGUGUGAUCAGGAUUUGGCAAGCUGAAAUGCCUUUUUUGUUCAUCACAGUUGUAAAGAUUGCUCAAUUGAGUUAGUAUAGUCUUCUUGUCAGAUCAAUUCUAUUCACCAUUCUUCUCAGAUCUCGCUCAUAAACAAGGUGAUUCUAUCUAUAGAAUCGUGUGAUAAUCCAGGAGGUCAGCGGUUUCUGAAAUACUCAAACCAUCCUGUCCUUCGUCAACAAUUAUGUCACAGUAAAAAUCACUGAGAUCACAUGUUACACAUUUUAAGGGGUGAUAAGAACAUUAACUGAAGCUCUUGAUAAAAUCUACAGGAUUUUAUGCUUUUCACCGCUGCCAUGUAAUUGGCUAAUUCGAUAAUUACAUAAAUGAGCAGGUAUAGCAAUGUUCCUAUUAAAUUGGACACUGUUUGUAAAUGCUUUGUGCGUUGACCUGUGUCUAGUCAGAAAAACGUUUAUUAGAAAUUAUUUAUUUUAAGACAUUAAAUAGAAAUGAUUCAUUUUUAAACUGUAUUAUUAUUAUUAUUAUUAUUAUUUCUUGUUUCCUUUUUUAAUUACAGCAUAUAUACUAACAGAUAUCUGUCCUGUACUUUAUGUGCAAAGCAGUCCAAAUAGUAAUUAUCUUUACACUAGUUCUGCACUGGUUUAUCUGUGUUUAAAGUUGUUUACAGGAAUAUUUUAAUCAGAAUUUUAGAACGGUUGAAGCUGUGCUUUACCAAAGAUUUGUGCCAUUGUAAAUAUAAUUAAAUAAACAAAUUAUAUAAUGUAAAUGUGAUUUUAGGACUUUCAUUUAAUUCCUUAAAAUGUUUUUUCUAUCA